CGCGGCAUCGCCUGUCAACAAUCCGCGGUUGAGUGAGGAAGAUGGAAAGGUGAGUGCGGCCUCCUCCACUGCAGCGGGCUCACCUGGCUCCCCCAGCACUGGAAUCCCCCUCUGGGAAAGGCUCACCCAUCAGUUUGACCUGCCAGGACUCCUGAGAUGAGCAAUGAGUGGAAGGGAUCUUCGAAUGUUCAUCACAAAUCACAGAGCAGAUGAUGCAGAGAAACUGGUUAUAAGAAUGAAAUAUGGCCUUGCAAGUCAGAAGUAUAAGCCAGUUGACUAUGAACAACUUAAGGCUCUUGCUGAAGCCAAAAAGGUGGCAUGUCUUCACACUGAUCUUAAGAUUCAGAAAAUCUUGCAAGCAGGAAAAGUAAACAAAGAACAUACUUUGAUUAAUCAACAUCAGCGGGUAUGGUGGAAGGAGCAUCCAAGACUGAUGGAAGUAAGGAAAAAGAUAGAAUUACAGCUUCAGCAAUUACUUGAAGAUGGGAACACUGAAAAUGUAUUCUAUUUCGAAAUGAAAGAAUAUGGUGCAAUGUUGCAAAGAGACCAAGAAGCUUUUAGAACAGCUACAGUGGAUCCAAUCUUGCAAUUGAAAAAAGACUUGAAACAAAGGCUGAUUGAAAUACAGCAUUGUUACCAGGGUGAUGGACUUAAUUCCUGCCAGAUACAGCAGCAGGUGGAAUCUGUAAGAACCCAACAGAAAAUGACAACAGACAUGCUUGAACAAGAGAGAAGCAUCUUGGAAGAACAGAUCAAAAAUAUUGAAUUUGAGGAAGAAAUCUCUCCUCAUCUUGAUGAAAUUCCAGAGGAUGUGCACUACUUGGAAUGUCCAUAUCUCAACUUGAAGGCCUCUGUUCUGCAAGAGUUCCAGAACCUGAAUGCAAAAUACAAAUCUCAGCUAGAGGAAAUCAAUCACCAACUUAAAUUUAUGGACAGGAAUUGUGGUUGGAGUGAAGAAGAUCAUUGGACAUUUCUAGUUAUUGUGGAUUUGUAUUCUCAUGAGACUCAGAAUCGAAAUAUGCUCUACAUGGAUAUGCUGUUGAGGUUGUUGCCACACAAGUCCAGGCAAGAACUGAUUGAUCACUGGAGAUUAUGGGAUGGAUUUCAAUUUAAGAAAGAGCACCGGAGAGUUCUGAUUCAGAGUUGGACCCGUGACAAGAAAGACUUGCUUAUGAAGACAGUGAUGAUAUUUGCUGAAGCUUGUAUUGCUCAUGAGACUGACGUAUUGCUGGCAAAUGACAGACGGAAACAGCAGGAAAUCUGUGCUGAAUUAAACUGCAAGGUUCAGGAAAUGCGUGCACAUCAAGAGGAAAUGGCUAGACUGGAAGCAGCUAUUGCUGUGCAGAAGAGAGAAAGAGAAUUGGAACAAGAGAGGAAGGAAAGAGAAAAGGAAAUGUGCCGUAGAACCAUGGAUAAAGAAAAAAUAAAGCAGUUCUGUGCUGAAAAGCAACGUAAGAGGGAAGAACUAGAACAAAAACAUCAGCAGCGACUUAGAGAAUUGAAAAAUGAAAUGGCAGAGCAAGCUAAAAGGGACAGAGAGUGUGUGAAGCACCGACAGGAAUUGUUACAGAAACGUCGUCAAGAAAGAAAAGCACUAAUUUUGCAGCAAAUACAAGAGGAAGAAGAAAGGCAAAAAGUACUCGAUGCUUACUGGCAGAAGUUUUCUGUCACUGCUCAGUUUGAUCCUGUCAGGAUGAUGGGUGACACAGAAGCAUCGAAAGCCCGAACUGGAACUGGGACACAAGAAGAAUUCUUGCUCCAAAAACCUUUAUUUCAUUUGUGCACAUACACAGAUAAACAGGUGGUGGCUGAUCCUCGUGUUCGAAUUGAACAAGCACUACGAGAAGCAGGACUUCACAAUACUUUUUAUGCACGGGAGGUUUUAUCAAAGAUUCCUCCAACAAGGCCACCAAGGAGAGAUAUGGAGUCUACUCUUUUUAAAGACUGAAUUUAUUUGAGAGAUUGACAAUCGGACAUGUACCAUUCUCUCAACAUCAUGGCACGUCUCUGACUCACUUAGAGUUCUCCACUUC
Chiloscyllium plagiosum (whitespotted bambooshark) is the source of this 2033-nucleotide messenger RNA. The record is from RefSeq and is a predicted model, not a curated record. Lineage: Eukaryota; Metazoa; Chordata; Chondrichthyes; Orectolobiformes; Hemiscylliidae.